UCGACAAACUGCUAUGGCUCCUGAGGUAUUAGUAGGCUUUGCUCCCUGUGCUAUUUAUGAAAGUGAAUCGCCUGUGUAGUGACCUUGUGUUGUGGAUAAUUGACUUACGAACAUUUAAAGAGGUAUGAGUGCUUGUUGUAGUUAACAUUUGGUGGUGGAAAACGAAUGGCUUGAAGUGUCCUAUAGAAACGAGUGAUUAGAUAGAAAAAUACAUUGAUAUAUACAGAAAUAUUGUCAUUCAUAUUUUCCAUAGACAGUGAAGGUAUACAAUGCACAUAGAGAUAAUUUAAUUGAUGCUGUCGAAGAUAUAUACGUGAUUUAAUUCCAUGAUUUGAUUAAUGAUUGGAAAUAAUUUUGAUUGAUGGUUCAUUGAGGACAUUGCUGUUUCUAUUGUUGAGAAGACAGGAUGCAGCUGAGAUUACUCUUGGGAUGGUGUAACCGUAAGCGGGUACUGAGGGGUAUGUGGGCGGCGGGUGUGGGCGGGAUGGGCACUAUGUUCCUCUUCAUCCUGACACUACACACUGCCCUCCUCCUGCCUCUCUACUGUGAGUCAGAAUGCACCAUGAUGCAGUGGCGGGAUCCAGGGUCACCAGAGAACAGGCAAGUGAUACGUCACCUCCAGGCGAAUGUGCUAGAGGCGGCCCAGCGGAGUGUGGUGGAGCCAGUCACCCCCAUCGACCUCUACGACCCCCCAUGGAUGAAGAUAGAGAGAUGGCUGGCGGUGGAGUCUGCCAUACGUCAAACUAUGGGUCAGAAGAGACGGGGGGUGUUCGUGGAGGUGGGUGCUGGUGCUGGCGUCUUCAAGUCUCACACGUCGUGGCUGGAAACGUCUCGUGGUUGGACUGGCCUGCUGAUCGAACCACGUCCAGAUGCUUACGCCCAGCUGAGACGCCGCAGGAAGGCCGUGGGGGCGAGGGCGUGCGUUUCAGACUAUGGCUACAAUAAAAAGGAGGUGUUGUGGAUGCCGAGUGGGACGGAGGAGCUGCCUGAGUUCUACAGGGAAAUCGCCUUGUCCAGAUCAACACUAAUGACCUACGUGGCCAACGAGGACAGGCUGGGGUCAUUGAGGCUGGAGGUACAGUGCUUCACCCUCAAUGCCCUGAUCAUCGCUGCCAUGGGAUUUCAAAGGCCCAUUGACUUCCUGAUGCUGGACACUAGCGGAGGAGAGUGGAGAAUUCUCGAGACUUUGGAGCAGCUUAACGUCAAGAGCCUGAUGGUUAAGUUCAACACAGACGUAGACAAAACGUUCAUAAAAGAAACGACCGAGCGACUAAACCUCAGACACUAUCCAUCGAAGCUUCUGAGUCGAAACCAUUUCAUGUUCUUCCUUAGUGAGAACACCGACCUCAACAUGACCCAGUGGCAGGAAGGAUAGGGGUUGGUAAAUAGGGUAGUAAGGAUAGGUGUUGGUAAGUAGGGUAGAAUGGAUAGGAAGUAAGAAAUAGGGUAGGCAGAAUAGAUUCGAUAACUUGGAUGGGUAGAAUAGGAGGUAUGAAAUGGGUUGGGAAAGAUACCUGCCCUUACAUUUAUCCAUAGCAUAUAAUUGUACCUGUUAUUAUUGGGCAUUUGAUUGUGUGUUACGACAUCCCCC
Molecule: messenger RNA, 1591 nt
Organism: Homarus americanus (American lobster)
Lineage: Eukaryota; Metazoa; Arthropoda; Malacostraca; Decapoda; Nephropidae
Product: protein Star-like
Exons: 7
Coding region: 407-1375 (322 amino acids)
Source: RefSeq, a predicted model, not a curated record